CGGGCGCUGCCCGCCCUUUUCUCCGCGGCCGCGUAAUGGCUGCUCCCGAGACCCGGGGGGCUGCUGCCCGAGGGGAGGAGGACUGCGAGGGCAACCGUGGCGAAGCCGGGGGUGUCCGUUAUGAGGACAGUAAGGAUUGUAUCCUGGAGCCGCUUUCCCUGCCAGAAAGUCCAGGUGGCACCACCGCUUUAGAAGGUUCUCCAUCUGUGCCUUGUAUUUUCUGUGAAGAACAUUUUCCUAUGGAUGAACAAGACAAACUUCUGAAGCACAUGAUUAUUGAACAUAAGAUGGUCAUAGCUGAUGUCAAGUUGGUUGCUGAUUUCCAAAGGUACAUUUUAUAUUGGAGGAAAAGGUUCACUGAACAGCCCAUUACAGAUUUUUGUAGUGUGAUAAGAAUCAAUUCCACAGCUCCCCUUGAAGAACAAGACAAUUACUUUUUGUUAUGUGAUGUUUUACCAGAAGAUAGACUACUUAGAGAAGAACUUCAGAAACAGAGACUGAAAGAAAUUCUGGAACAACAGCAGCAAGAAAGAAAUGAUAACAGUUUUCAUGGUAUUUGUAUGUUUUGCAAUGAAGAAUUUUUCGGAAACAGAUCUGUUCUUUUAAACCACAUGGCCAGAGAACAUGCUUUCAACAUUGGAUUGCCAGACAACAUUGUAAACUGCAAUGAAUUUCUAUGCACAUUACAGAAAAAGCUGGACAACUUGCAGUGCUUAUACUGUGAGAAGACCUUCAGGGACAAAAAUACACUUAAAGACCAUAUGAGGAAAAAACAGCAUCGGAGAAUUAAUCCUAAGAACAGAGAAUAUGACCGAUUUUAUGUCAUCAAUUAUUUGGAACUUGGAAAAUCGUGGGAGGAAGUUCAAUUGGAAGAUGAUCGGGAGUUGCUAGACCAUCAGGAAGAUGAUUGGUCUGAUUGGGAAGAACACCCUGACUCUGCUGUCUGCCUAUUUUGUGAAAAGCAAGCAGAAACAAUUGAGAAAUUAUGUGUCCACAUGGAGGAUGCUCACGAGUUUGAUCUCCUCAAAAUAAAGUCAGAACUUGGAUUAAAUUUCUACCAGCAAGUGAAACUGGUCAAUUUCAUUCGGAGACAAAUUCACCAAUGUAGAUGUUAUGGCUGCCAUGUGAAAUUCAAAUCCAAAGCAGAGUUAAGGACUCAUAUGGAAGAAGCUAAACAUACAUCACUGCUUCCUGAAAGAAAGACCUGGGAUCAACCAGAGUAUUAUUUUCCAACCUAUGAAAACGACACUCUACUGUGUACACUGUCUGAUAGUGAAAGUGACCUGACGGCUCAGGAACAAAAUGGAAAUAUUGCCAUCAUCAGUGAAGAUACAUCUAAACUGCAUGCUUUGAAACAAAGCAGUAUUUUGAACCAGUUGCUACUACAUGAGGGCUUGAAAAACUAGAAGAAAAUACCACAGAAGCAACUUUUCAUGUUUUUCUCUUAUGAGACAAACUCAGAAAAAUAGUUUAAAUUUGGACAUCAGCAAAGGGUUAGUCCUUGGUGAAACAAAUUUUUUUAAAAUACUUUUCAAAAAAUAACCUGAGGACUUUUUGUAUUUUUGGCUGUAAAGCUCUACUAUAUGAUCAUUAUAAGUGAUCUCAUUUCAUUAUACUUGAUUGAUUAUCUGUAAUAAGAAGGACCUGCAGGGUACCUGGCUGGCUCAAGUGGUUGAGCAUGUGACUCUCAAUCUCCAGGUAUGAGCUCGAGCCCCAUGUUGGGUGAAGAGAUUAUCCCCCCCCCAAAAAAAGUUUUUAAAUAAGGAAGACAUACAAAUCACAAAGAAAUGAAAUGUUCAAAUUAUUUAUAAAGUUAAUUUCAGCCAGUAAUUUCAAUCUCCUCUCCCACACUCUUUCUUCAUCCAGCAAGUCACAAAAUUUGACUAUUUGUGUAAACUGUAGAAGUAGUGACCAAAAGAAAGGAAAAAUGGUCAAAGACCUGGAGAAUGUACAAAUUGGAAACUAUUUCAGAAAAGUCAAGAUCUGACUAUAUUAUUAUUACUGCUUCCUGCCUAAUGUAACCAAACUCCCUAUAACUGGACAUCAAGCCUCUUGUCUUCUGCAAUGCAUAUAUCACUAACAGAUCAAUGCCAUUUUUAAAAAACAUAAAUACAUACCAUUAUGACAUCUAACAAAAUUAACAAUAACUUCUUAAUAUCUUAUGUUUUCAGUUUUCCCUAGUUGUCUCAAAAAUGUCCUUUUGAGUAUUAUCGGUUAUAGGAAAAAUAUAGUAUGUUUCCUGAUUAGAUGCACUGAGGAAGAGAAAGCAUCAUGCUUGAGGAAUUCUUCAAAAAAUGCAUAAUGUAAAUAUAACAAAGAGAUAGUAGUCAAACCCAAGUUGAGGGACAGUCUAUAAAAUAAUCAGCCUUUAUUCUUUAAAAGUCCAGGUCAUGAAAAACAAAGACUGAGUUUUUUUCCUGUAAAAGAUCUAGUGGGACAAAUGGUACACUUUUAAUAAGGUCUGUAGCUAAUGUUAAUUGGUAUUAAUUUCCAUAUUUUGAUAAUUUUACUGUGGUUAUAUAUGAGAAUGUCCUUGUCUUUAGUUAAUACACAGUGAAAAUUAGGGGUAAAGAGCAUUUUGGCUGCAACUUACUCUCAAAAAAACAAUGUGAUUAUGUAGAGAGAAAAUGCUAAAGUGAAUGUAAUAUAUUGUUAACAUUUGGUUAGGUGAAGGUUAUAUAGCAAUUCUUGAUACUACAGCAACUUUUCUGUAAGUCUUAAAUGCUUUUACAGUUGGUAUGUUUAAAUCAGGUCCCAGGUGAGAUCCAUAUAUUGCAUUUGGUUGGCAUGGUUCUUAAGGGUCUUUUAAUCUAUACAGUUCAUGUUCCAUUCCUUUUGAAAUGGCACUUUUUUGUUAAAGAAACUGAGCCAUUUCUCUCCCUUUCUGAAUUUGGAUGAUCAUAUGUUCUUUGUAUCAUUUAACAUGUUCCUCUAUCACCCAUUUUCCCUGCAGACUGGUAGAUUUAAGAAAUUCCAGUAAAUUUGUGUUCAAACAAAUUUUUUUGCAAGAAUAAUCUUUAAGUACUGUUGUUGCAUCAUAUCAGGCAUAUAAUACCCCAUGUGCCAGUUUUAUAGAGAUUUUAGAGCUAAUAGUCCAUUCAGGUAUCAGUCCAUGCACCAUUAUAAAGUUCUCCAUCAGUCUUUUAUCUAACUAGUUUAGUGUUCAUUGUAAUUGUUAUCUAUUAUUUUUUUCUAGUGUCUUCAAAAUGAUAUUUUAAUUCUCUCAUUUCUUUUACAGUCUUUACACAGCAUGUGUACUGUAGAGAACUGUAGUUUGAAGUUCUAGUUUUCAACUGUUGAUACCAACCUAUGUAGGCAGUACCCAAAGACUAAUCUUGAAGUCAUAUGGCCUGUCAAGAGUCCCAAGAGUAAUCUCCCACCAUGUGAUCCAAAAUUUACUGGAUUUGUGAAUUUAAUAGGCUCUGACCAUGGCUUUAGAUUUCUAAGCCUCCAGGUUUGCAGAUAUCCACACCAGUCUUUUAUUAAAAAAACCAAGCAGUGAAGGAGCACCUGGGUAGCUCAGUCAGUUGAACAUCCACCUCUUGGUUUUGGCUCAGGUCAGGAUCUCAGAGUCGUGAGAUUGAACCCCACUGCAGGCUCUGCUCUCAGCAGGGAGUCUGCUUGGGACUCUCUCCCUCUGCCCCUUUCCCACUCUAAAAAAAAAUAAAUCUUAAAAAAGAGAGAGAGAGAGAGAAAAGCAAAGACAUAGAAGCCUUACUAUAAUGGAAAAUGCCUAAAUUUUUUUGGCAUUAAAUUAUUGCGUUAAAUUAUUCUAAAAGAUUAAGAAGGUAGUUAGUCCUAAACCUAGAACCUUGUGUGUCUAGGAAUCAGAUUUGUUCAGGAAAUCAGGGAAUCUUUAGUGUUUCUAGAAUGUACUUCAGUUUUAGAACAGGAACAAUGAAGGAAUGAGAAGAAAAUUAAGAAUAAUUAAGCUUGUGAAGGAGAAAGAUUUUUUUGGAGAUAAAGUUGAGAUCUUAGAGAACAGAUCAGAUGGAUAUAAGAGGAAAAAUGAAAUUGAAGGACAGAUUAAAAGGGAAAAGAUGAUGUACUUAGGUUUAACUCAUGUAAGAGGUUAUUUUUAAAAUGAGUAGAUGUUUUGGAGGGUUUUUUUUUUUUUUUUUUUUUAGCUCAGAAAUAAUAACUUGGUCCCAAAAAAAUCAAACAAGAAUAGAAGCAAAAUUUCAGCCAACUGUGCUGACUCUCAGAGGGAGCAAGAAUAUAGACCACUACUGGAAAGUACUCUCUUAGAGCUACACAGAGAAUAGAGACUACUUGCCAAAAACUAUUGGGAAGUGCUCAUUAAAAGGCUGGGACACCGAUGCCAACUGUACCCCCAAAAGGCUGGACAGUUCAAAAGGGGAGGAUCAGUCAGAUGGAAGUACUCUACUCUCAAGGGAUUAUUAAAUGGUGGAGGUGCCAUCCCAUCUCUGGUGAUAAAAGUUGUUUGUUCCCUUCCUGAUAUGGAAAGUAGGGGAUGUUGAGAGGAGGGGGGAAAUACCUUCAUAAGGGAAUUUAGGAUCUUGUUUUCAGGUAGAUAGGAUACCACAGAGAGGUCAUCCUAUGCCUACUUUUUCUCAGUUGCCUUCGGCUCAAAAUAAUCCUUAUGCCAGAGUAGCAAAGAUUGGGGUGACAUAUUCUGAUCUCCUACAGUCCCAUAUUUCACCCUGAGAGAAAUAACAGUUAAUUCUCCCCACAGAAAUGGUUAAAGCAUGUUGCCAGUGCUAACCUCUUGGGGGAGACUCCUCCCAAUCGAGUUUAAGUUUACAGGUCAGGGACUUGAGCAUCCUAUCCUGGUGAAGCUGAAAUCAGGAUACCACUGAGUCUCUGUUAUGGAAGGUGCAGUGUUCUGGGAGCAUCAUUUUAUCUUGGUAAUUACUUAAAGAUCUUGGUAUUGAUUUGUUUUCUUCUGUUUAAGUAUGUUGGUGUUAAGAAUUUUGAUGAUACUCUUUUAAAACUGAGGUAUACCAGGGGCACCUGGGUGUGGUGCAUUUGGUUAAACGUCCAACUCAUAGUUUCCACUCAAGUCAUGAUCUCGGGGUUGUGAGAUCAAACCCCAAGUCAGGCUUCAUGCUUAGCACAGAGACUGCUUGAGAUUCUCUCUCUCUCCCUUACUCCUCUGCCCCUCCCUCAGUUUUCACUCUCUCUAAAAUAAAUAAAUCUUUUUCAAAAAAUCCUUUAAAAAGUGAGGUAUGCCAGAAAUUUGGUGUAUAAUUUAACUUUUGAGAUUCUGAUAAAAGCCACACCGGUGGUUCUCGUGAAACCCUGUCCAGGUUGCUAAAAGAACCACAGUGCUAUCCAAGGCAUGAAGAACCCAUCUAAUUCAGAACAAGCACAAUCAGAAGGAUGAGUUUAACCCGAGCAUAUAAGAGAAUCUAAUCUUUUAACUUUUUCUCCCUGGGAAAUUCACAAUGGUAGAGGGGUCAUAUUUAAAUCGGUGGACAUCAAUAUUUGACUUUUUUUCUAUGGAAGUAUCUUUACAUCGUCAUAAUCUCUUUUCAGAGCCUCUGAUAGACUGACCAAACGACAUAGUUAGACAUAAUUGGGACUGCAGAGUGAAAUGGGAAACUUUCAGCUGGGAUUCAGCAUGGCCCUGGAGUUAUUUCAUUCACUGAAUUACCUUGUGAGGGCAAUAGCUAUUCUCUUUCAACCAUUCGGAUGGGAAGAGUAGGGGGAUAUGCUCAUGGUGGGAGCAGCACUGUCAGGAUAGAUUGCUGGUCUUCUACCAAGGAGAAGAUCACACUCUUGGUUGGCCUUGAGCUUAAUGGUUAAGCCCAAUGAGCUAUGAGAACAAAAACCCUGGGAGUAUUGGAAAGGGGAAACCCCUUUCCCUAGCAUCAUGUUUCCAUAAUAAAAGGAAUUCUUAA
Molecule: messenger RNA, 5864 nt
Organism: Nyctereutes procyonoides (raccoon dog)
Lineage: Eukaryota; Metazoa; Chordata; Mammalia; Carnivora; Canidae
Gene: ZNF277
Product: zinc finger protein 277
Exons: 12
Coding region: 36-1406 (456 amino acids)
Source: RefSeq, a predicted model, not a curated record